Solanum pennellii is the source of this 2848-nucleotide messenger RNA. Its product is annotated as meiosis-specific protein ASY3. The transcript is spliced from 11 exons. Gene Ontology annotation, biological process: meiotic cell cycle. The coding region runs from base 203 to 2551 and encodes 782 amino acids. The record is from RefSeq and is a predicted model, not a curated record. Lineage: Eukaryota; Viridiplantae; Streptophyta; Magnoliopsida; Solanales; Solanaceae.
UCAGUCUGAUCACGCAAAAUCACCCGUACGCACUCUACCCAUUUCCUAAAAUUUCAAAAAGGACCCCAAAAUCCUUUGUAGUAUCGACUCGAGUUCUUCUUCUCACAGAUCAGAAACGAACGGAGGCGCAUGGUGAAUCUCGUCUCUGCUCAUUUGUAAACUCAGGUAACACGCUUACUUUGGAUCAGCUGAAUUUGCAGCUAUGGACGUCAACAGGAAGUCAAAAUUACGAGAUGACCUUGCCAGUGACACUUGGAGUUUUGGCAGCAAUUACCACCAAUCCAGUCAAUCUAGAAAGAUGUCCAUUGGAAUUGUAAUAGAUUCAGUUUCAAAAUGCAGAACUCAGAAAGUACAACAAGCUGAACAUCAGACUCACUUCGCAGCAGUGAAAACUUCUAGCAAAGAGAUAUCUGUUUACAAUGGGACAACAAUGCCUCAGAAAACUUCAAGCAAGGGGAAUUUCACAAAUGACAGAAACAAGAAGGAAAUAGUGAGCACUCCUACUAUCAGAAAUCAAAGAGAGCUCACAGAGAAGCAGACAUCUCCUUGGAUAUCCACUAAGGCCCUCCACCAUGAACCAACUUCAGAGGCAGAUACUCAAGUACAGAAAACUUCAACUGCACAGGGUGUAGUUGAGAUGUGCAACACAUCACACAGAGUAGAGGUAGGACCAGCAGAGUGUUCCUUAAGGUCUUUCUUAACCCAGACAAGGACUUUGCAGUUUGAAAAAUCCAAGCAGGUAAAGGAGGAUGCUUCUAUAGAGAGAAGGGGGAAAUAUGCACCCAAAGUUGCUCUGGAAGACAUGCCUGAGAAAGCAGAAAAUACAGGCAAUGCAUCUUUAAGAUUGAAGCUUCAGGAAAUCUUAGGAACUGUUUCUUCCCCAACCAAGCAGUGUCCAAAUUCUCUAGUUCCCGAGCAGGGUGCAAAAGCCUCGGAACCAGAGCAGAAAAACAGUGGAAAUCAUGUUGGUGAACCUAAGCAAAAUUCAGAUACUAUAGAAAGUGAUACCCAAAGUCAUGGGUACGCUAUUAGGAGACCAACUACUCGUUCUUUAGCUCGAAAAAGAGCUCCUGCUAAGUUGAAAUCACAAAAUAGAAAGGGACCACCAGCAUGUAAAGAGGACCACUUAGAGAAAAAUGUCUUCGUUCCUAAAGAUCUGCUGUCUAGGACGUUACGUGAUGCUAGCACUAGUAGUCCUUUGAUGGUAUAUGGAAGGAGAGGAAAGAGGAAGAGUCACCACAUGGAAGCACCUAAAGUUUGUGAGCAGAACAAUGAAAUGAAAGAUGAAGACACAAACAAUAAGUGUAGAAGAGUACCAGUUCCUGAGAAGUUUGUACAUCCUGGUGAUGGCUCUACUUUAUUUAAGGAGAAAAAUGACGAGUUGGUCCAACCAGAUGCUGGUAACCUAGAAUCCCCUGUAGUGGAAAUGACUGAGCAGCUGAGAAAUCUACAAGAACAUAUAGAUCAGAAAGGAAACUCAGCAGAAAAAUUCAAGAAGAAAGCAUUGGACUCGGAGUCUGACAAUCAAAGCCCAGUUUUUGCUUUGAAAACACCUGGCAGAAAAUCUUUUCCAGGAUUUGCACCAAGAAGCAAUCUGGGGCAACUGCAUGGUGAUGAUCAUAUAGAUAUAGCAUCAAAAACUGAGGGCAUUUGUAAGGUCAAGAGCUUUGAUGGAUUUAGACGAGAAUAUAAGUCCAAUACACCCGAUGAAUCAUCAGAUGAUGCAGGAAAUUUGGAAAAUUCUCCUUUUCUGGAAUCAAGACAUAUAGAAGAUACACAAAUUAAGUUUUCCAAACCAUCAUCCAUGGAAAGUGAUCCCGAGGACUCGGAAGACAGUUCAAAUAUUCAAGCUGAUAUACAGCAACCACCAUCUCCUGAAAUUUGCAAUACCGGGGAACAACCUCCUCGACCAAACAAAAAGCUGUUCAACAAAGGGUGUGCUAAUUUUUCUGGAGUUAGUCUUGCUGCAACUUCUUCUAAAGGAAUUGAUUGUAGGAAGUUUGAAAGGCAUUUAGAACAGAAUGAAGAGGAUGUGCUAACUAGUGCCAUCACCUUAUUUGCUUUCUCAUUAGAGAAAGUUAGAAGCAAACUGAAGUCUGUGACUAACCAAAGAUCUGCUGAGAUCCUGAAGUCAGUUGCUGAGAAAAUACAUAUGCAGUUGCAGAAUGCUGAAUUUCAGAUUCAAGCAGACAUGGGGAGAAUAAACAGUCUGAAUAAAUCAAAGAGAAAGCAUGUAGAAGAAGUGCUGCAAGAGAAACAAACACACCUGAGUGCCAUAUACGAACGAUUCAAAGAAGAGGUCACUCGGCAUCUCCAGGAUUGCAAGAGCACACUUGAAUCUCUAGAAGCACAUGAAGUCGAAGUGAAAGCAACUGUGGAAAAGAGAAAAACAUCAAAUAAGAAGCUACUUUUGGAAGUGGAAGAAUCAAUUGAGACUCAGCUUGGCAAUGCUGAAAGAAGGGUUUCUUCGGUCCACCAUGCGGCAAGGGAGAAGAUGCGUCAGCUGAAAUUCGUGGUUGCUGAAUGCUUAAAAGAGGGUGUUCUUGGUUGACGAUCUCAACGUCUCAUGGAUUUUCAGAAGAACGUUAUAGGCAUAUGUCCUGAAAGCGUGGUUAUUACAUUAUUUUCCAGGAGUUAAUUGCUUCUCUUUUUUCUUUUUGGGGCUUCUGGAGUCUAUUUUAACUUUAGUUGACUAGCUAGUAGUACAGUAGAUGCUCUUAUCAACAUUCUUACAGAAACACAAUUCCUCAAAUCCUUUUGUGUGACAAAAUUAGAAAUUGCGUUGAUUAUGUUGGGUUUCAAGCGUCUGAUAAUAGACUAAAGACUCGGACAAAUGGUCAUUAUCAUA